Molecule: messenger RNA, 2353 nt
Organism: Gadus chalcogrammus (walleye pollock)
Lineage: Eukaryota; Metazoa; Chordata; Actinopteri; Gadiformes; Gadidae
Exons: 7
Coding region: 84-821 (245 amino acids)
Biological process (GO): positive regulation of hippo signaling
Cellular component (GO): plasma membrane; cell junction
Source: RefSeq, a predicted model, not a curated record
GGUCCGGCUUCACUGCAGUGUGGAGGGGGGCGGGGAGGACAGAAGAGGCAGGGCUCUCCAUCUCCGUGUGAUGCGCUGAGAAAAUGGUGCACCAGGAGAAACGCGUUUACCAGGCCCAGCGCAAUGAGAGAGAGUGCAUCAGGCAGAAACUCGCCCUUGGCAGUUUCUAUGACGACGAGCCAGUCAUCUACCCCAGCAAAAACGCCCAAUCCUCCCGGCUACAGGGUGGGGUGAACCUGCAGGUGUGUUUACUCAACGACAGCAGCAGCAGCGACAAGGACAGCGAUGCUGAGGACAGCAGAACGGAGACCAGCCUGGAUACACCCCUCUCACCACUGAGCAAGCAGAGCUCGUCCCUGUCUGACCGGGACACUGGGGAGGAGGACUCUGACCUGGGCGCCCUGGACGACUGCGGCGGGUUCUGGCAGGUCCAGCGGAGGCUCCAGGAAGAGGCCCAGGUGGCGCUGGCCCUGGCCCGGCCCAUGGCCCGUAUGCAAGUGGAGGUGGAGAGGCAGAUCCAGCAGCACCGGCGCUCGCCUGUGGCUGACUUGCUGCCCCACCUUCCCCAUAUAAGUGAGGGCUUGAUGAAGAGGAACCUCAGGAGAGGAGACAUGAGGGACAUGAGUCUUGGGCAGCUGCAAGUCAUCACAAACGACCUGCACUCCCAGAUACAGGCCUUCAACCAGGAGCUGGUGCAGCUGCUGCUGAUCCGGGACGAGCUGCAUGUGGAGCAAGAUGCCAUGCUGGUGGACAUAGAAGACCUGACCAGACACGCCCACACCCAGCAGCGACACAUGGCCGAGAGAGCUGCUUCCAAGUAACCCACCACCCAUCGUCCAGGCCUGCCCCGCACACCAACCCUACCACCACCACCUGCCAACCAUCACAACCUCCAACCGCCCCCCACCAUCACUACCACCACCACCACCACCACCACCACGCAGCACACCUGAAGAAAGCCCUUCUGUACUGACUGUGUCUGGAAUAUAAAUGCAUCUUGUAUCACCAUCGUCACGCACUCACUCACACAGACACGGGCAUACUCACACCGCCUCUCACACAGGCUGAACCUCACAGAGGAAAUUUGACUCAUCGUUAUGUUAUGAGGUGAAAGGGGAGAGGCUGAACCAGAGAAUGUAUAAAGGGAAGGUUAAGGACUGUUGCAUUAGGUAGAAUUAGUUGAGUAAGUAUUUAAACUCCUCCAUACGUUCAACAGGUAGGUCCUUUAUUGUGACCCUACGCCGUCGGGAUGGACACAAGUUUCGCUAGGCCAAAUCAAAAGAUCUAAAUCUUUAGUGUCCCCCAGUUGAAAUUGUAAAAGGGGCACACAAUCAGUACCGUAUACAUGUAGCAGGUAGCAUAAAACAAUAAGGAGGGACAAGACAAGAAGCCCCACAUACAGUUAGUACUAUGAUACAAUAUUGUCCAGAAAGGGCCUAUAUCAUUGCCAGUAGUCAACAGUUUAAUCAAUUAAUUGCAUCAGGGAUAAAGGAGUUCCUGUUCCUUUAUGUAAUCCCCCUUGCCCCAUCUCGCUGCUGCUUGCCACGGUAUUAAAAUUCACUGCCCUGUAUAGCAUUCAGCGCUGGAACACUCCGCCUACUACUACUGCUACUACCACUGCUACUUCUGGCACGGCUGGUGCAAUACAAUGACAAAGAUGCAGGAGAAGCAGCUUAGCUUAAGCCACCGCCGUAACGCAGCACAUAAAUCCAUUCGACACAUGGAAUGGAUGUCACUGACAAGCGGUAGGUGAACAAUGUCUACAUGGUUUAGUGUCCCUGGCAAUCAGUGAUCAUGAUAACCUAAAAAGAAUAGGGAGACACAUAUUUACUUAACGGAUGAGUCAGAGAAGUCUGAUGGAGUUGCUAUCAGCCAUAUUUAUUUGCCCCACAAUUACAGAUGGACAUAUGGAGGUCUCAACAUUGUGCAUAUUUGGCCAGUUUUUAACAUUACACAGCGAAAGAUGAGAUAUAUAUAUAUAUAUAUAUAUAUAUAUAUAUAUAUAUAGGGAGAGAUAUAGAGGGAGAGAGAAUUCUAUAAUGAUAUAUAUAUACACACAAAGACUGCCUGGUUGUAUGGUACUGUUCAUUAGUGUUUUCACAUUCGUUCUCAGCUUUGUAAAGAAGUUACAUGUUAUUGCCUUUUCUAUUGUAAAGGAUUCCUUGUCAAAUGUACUGUCUGACGUUUUUGUGAACAAAACAAAUGUAUAAAUGUUUUCAAUUCUAUCUUCUAUGCUGACUACCAGUAUCAAGUUUGACUCCACUGAAUGUGGUGUUGUGACCCUGUGCCUGGCUGAGAGUGAGUUGUAGUACAGGCUUAACUAGGACCGAAAGAGAAGUGGUUUGUGUUCCUU